Molecule: messenger RNA, 945 nt
Organism: Colletotrichum spaethianum
Lineage: Eukaryota; Fungi; Ascomycota; Sordariomycetes; Glomerellales; Glomerellaceae
Product: D-2-hydroxyacid dehydrogenase
Exons: 1
Coding region: 1-945 (314 amino acids)
Molecular function (GO): NAD binding
Source: RefSeq, a predicted model, not a curated record
AUGAAGCUCCUCUACCCCACCUCCCUCAAGCUCGACGUGGACAGCCUCCAAGGCUUCUCCGUCGACCUCGUCCCCUACGAUGUAAAAACGUCCAUCCCAGAGGAGCACACCGAUGCCGAAGCCCUCGUCACUUGGACCAACACGGCCGACAACCUCAAGGACGCCGCCUCCCGCCUUAAGAACCUCAAAUGGAUCCAGUCCCUCGCUGCCGGUCCCAAUGACGUCCUCAACGCCGGCUUCGAUACCUCCAAGAUCACCGUCACGACCGGCUCCGGACUGCACGACCACACCGUUGCCGAGCAUGCCCUUGGCUUGCUCCUCAACGCUGCACGCCGUUUCUACGAGAUGCGCGACUACCAGCUCCAGGGCAAGUGGCCGGGCCACCUCGGCGGGCCCCAGCCUGAUCGCCCCGCGGGUGCUUUCACGACUCUGCGCGACGCCCGCGUGCUGAUCUGGGGGUUCGGCAACAUUGCCAAAGCACUGACUCCGCACCUCCGUGGCCUCGGCGCGCAAGUCAAGGGUAUUGCGCGUAAUGCUGGUGUUCGCGAUGGUGUCGAGGUAUACGGCGAGGACAAGCUAGCCGAGCUGCUGCCCGAAACUGAUGCGCUGGUCAUGAUCCUUCCUGGAUCUGACUCGACGAAGAACGCCCUGAACGCCGAGCGUCUCAAGCAGCUGCCCAAGCACGCGUGGAUCGUCAACGUUGGUCGUGGUACCUCUAUCGACGAGGACGCAUUGGUAGAUGCGCUAGAGAAGGGCGAGGUCGGCGGCGCGGCAUUGGACGUGUUCGUGACGGAGCCUCUCCCUGAGGCGAGCCGUCUGUGGAAGGCGCCGAACGUGAUUAUCUCGCCGCACGCGGCUGGUGGCCGGCCACAAGGUGCCGAGGCGUUGAUCGCUUACAACCUGAGGCGGUUCCGUGCUGGUCAGUCAUUGAAGAACAUUAUCUGA